AUGCAACAUCUGGCGGAUGUUGAUGACCCAAUGCUGAUGCUGGAAGAAGCAAUCAACGCCGGCCUAGCUGCUCUCUCCGUCGACGCCCAGAAGCGCGCCGAGAAGGAUGCCGCAAAGAAGUCGGCCAAAGCCGCAGCUGUCGAGCAACGUGAAGCGGAGCGCAAAGCCGAUGCAAUGGUCUACAUCAAACGAGUCGAACGUCAGAAGCGCAAGUAUGUCACGGUGGUGAUUGGCUUGGAGCAACACGGGCUGGAUCUUAAAAAGGUAGCAAAAGAGUUUGGCAAGAAGUUUGCAACAGGAAGCAGUGUCACCAAGACGCCAUCCGGCACCGAAGAGAUAACAGUGCAGGGAGAUGUGAGUGAUGAUCUCUUCGAUUUUCUGGAGGAGAAAUAUGGAGAUAUCAUUCCGGAGGACAAUGUGGAAUGCAUAGAGGACAAGAAGAACAAGAAGGCUGCCGGCUGA
Molecule: messenger RNA, 462 nt
Organism: Cyphellophora europaea CBS 101466
Lineage: Eukaryota; Fungi; Ascomycota; Eurotiomycetes; Chaetothyriales; Cyphellophoraceae
Exons: 2
Coding region: 1-462 (153 amino acids)
Biological process (GO): translation reinitiation; formation of translation preinitiation complex
Molecular function (GO): mRNA binding; translation initiation factor activity
Source: RefSeq, a predicted model, not a curated record